Messenger RNA from Laccaria bicolor S238N-H82, 993 nucleotides. RefSeq lists its product as uncharacterized. Lineage: Eukaryota; Fungi; Basidiomycota; Agaricomycetes; Agaricales; Hydnangiaceae. The record is from RefSeq and is a predicted model, not a curated record. Bases 1 to 993 code for a protein of 330 amino acids. The transcript is spliced from 10 exons.
AUGCUCGUCCUGCAGAUCCUCACAGCAGCGCUCACCAUCUCCUUCGCCAAGGCGAAUCCUCUUGUCGUCGAUGUGCGCAACUGGGAGAACCCUACCGCGGAUGGAGCCUUCAAACGCGGGGAAUUGGACGUUGCUAGUCCCGCCAGCAAUUAUGCCGAAUACAUCCCAAGCCCCACGGAAACCAGCCUGACAUACCAUUACUACCAAGAACGAGCAUGCAUUGCUGCCGUGGCAAACCUCCCAUCGCCCGUCACCCUCUGGUCUCUCGUACCUUGCGCCAUUGCCGCUCUUUGUGGAACCGUCACUGUUGUGCUUGGGGCUCUCUGUUGCAACGGUAUCAUCAAGAACUGUGCCACGAAUAUCUAUUCGAUUGCUGCGAAUAACAAGCCUCUCACUGCUACCGUUAUGGCAGCGUUAAACGGCGGCCAAGGGAACAAGGCCACAUUCACCAGAGCAACGGUCCGGAGCGAGCUUGACAGCUAUUUGAAGAGCAAAGGCUCCAAGACCCCAAGUGACAAAGAAUUCAACGGAAUGUACGAUAAGUUCUUGAUUCGUACUUUCUGUAGCUUUGGGCCUGGAGAAGAAGGCCCUGGCUGCCUACAAGCGAGUGUUUCGUACCUGGCUAUGGUCGGCGUCCAUUUCGAGGAUUCUUGGUUAACUCUCUGGUUUGCUUAUUUUUUAUUAGCUAUUCGUCGAAUGUAUAGCAACCAUAUUUCCAUCAUACAACUGGAUUUACGCUCUGGUCAAUCUGCGGAGUCAGUCUCCUCUGAACGUAGUACUUAUGUCUUUGAUGAAAACGAGAACCGCUUGGAACAGUCAAAGCAAGCGGAAAUCGCCAGACGCCAGACGAGUUUCGCUGAACUUGCGAGUUUUAGCGGUCGACUUGGUAGAGGCGUAGGCUUCGAAUCACUGGCAUACGAGGGACAAGAGAAUGCUGUGGAAUCACUGCAGGUGGGAGACGACCUUGAGGAGUUCGUCGGGGCAAAUCCGUGA